ACCCAGCCCAUCGUAUGCAAGAUCUUGUCCACGAGCGAGAGAACUGAACUGAAACCCCAUCAUCUCAUCUUGUUCCUUCAAUCAACGGCCCUGAUCUCUUCCCCCAACCCUCAUCAUCCUCCCUUUCCGGCGCGGCGGCGGCGGCACCGUUUUCCCCAUAUCCGGUCACCGCCGCCAUGUCUGCACUCCCAGAUCCUAACCCUAACCCUAACCCUAACCCUAAGCCUCACUCCGACUGGACCAUCGUCUCAUAUCGCCGGAAUCGCACCGGCCACAACCGCGCAGGCCGCACUAGCAACCCCUUCUUCUCGAUGGAAGCCCUAACCCUAGACCCUGUUCCCCCAUCUCCAUGGACGCCGACGGAUCCCCUCCACCUCGCGGGAACUCGAAGUUGAGGUCCUUUCCAAGAUCCAAUUCACCAUGAAUCGGUUGGAGACUUCCCGCUUUUAUGCCCGCGUCCUCGAUCGCCUCCAAUCUCCAGAGGUCCAAUCCGGCAUCUCUCAUGCCUUAUCCUCGGCUUCGGAGUUCCCCAUGGUGAUCUACGGCAUCGGCAACAUCGCCUCCUCUGAGAUAUCCCGAAUCCAGCUCGCCUUCGCCCUCCUCCUCCGCGACAAGCUCCCGAUCACAUCCAUGGAAAUCUUCGACCCGGUUCUAUCCGGCUCCGAGUGCGCGGUGCUGAAAAGCCUCGGCCUUUCGGUUUCUGGCAGAGAACGAGAAGGUCGGCGGGUGGUGUCGGCACCGACGUUGUUCUUCUUGCCGCAUUGCGAUGCCGCUCUGUAUGACAACCUACUCAGUGCGAACUGGGAGCCGGCGAGGUUGAACAGGAUCGUGCUGUUGGGGAAUAGCUUUGCCGAGUAUGCAUUCUAUCUAUCAUGGGUUGAAGAGAAAUAUAAGUCUGAUAAACCGAAGAUAGUGGCGCCGUAUGCCAUGGCAGUGCGGCAAUACGUCAGGGAGGUGGCGCUGGAGGAGAGGCAGGAUGAUCUGAAGAGAAAGUGUGAGAGUGAUGAAGAUAGUGCGCUGGUUGGCGCUCUUUGGUCUACAAGUUGGCAUUUUUUUGAUUUGAAAGAUGGUACUGUAUUGAAUGUUCAGCUUUCACAAUUAAGGUCCUAAUGGAGGCUACUACCACUCAUCAUCUCCAUUCAUGUGCUUCUUCAACCUUAUGACAAAGAAAAGAAAUCAUCUCAAUAUGUAUCCAUCUUCUCACCAACCUCCAUGAAAUCUCACUCAUUUUAUCACCACAAACAAAUAUUCUAUAAUUCAUACAUACUGAAAAGCUAAGCUUAUCCACGAUUUUGAUGGAUAUCUGAAAUCUAUAAUUUA
This is a messenger RNA of Dioscorea cayenensis subsp. rotundata (Guinea yam), 1320 nucleotides long. RefSeq names its product protein SENSITIVITY TO RED LIGHT REDUCED 1-like. Gene Ontology annotation, cellular component: cytoplasm; nucleus. The record is from RefSeq and is a predicted model, not a curated record. Lineage: Eukaryota; Viridiplantae; Streptophyta; Magnoliopsida; Dioscoreales; Dioscoreaceae. Gene Ontology annotation, biological process: microtubule-based process.